CGUUGAUAAGCAACAAAGAUAUUUUCCAUGGAAAGCAGACCAUACGAGAAAAAAUUCAUGUGGUAACCGUUGUUUUUCCUCUUCUUUCUUUCUUUUCUUCUUCUUCUUCUUUCUCCUGUUUUUUUCUCGUCAAAAUUUGUCCUGUUAAAGCAUCAUCAAACUGAAAACAAUAAGCCCAUUUGAAACAAAACAAUCCAAUUGCAAAGCAGCAGGGUUUUGAAUGGCGCAAUUUACUACUGCACAUGGACGCUUGAAGCCACUCUUCAAUGGAGAAGGACCAUUCUUUGGGCUUGAACUGAAGGACCUACUUCACUAUAAACUUGUUGGUUUACGUUUUGGUGUCGGUGGGUUGAGAUCGAUUCAACCAAACAAGAGAAGGCCACGGUUUUCUGGGUCGUCUACCAGGAUUUACUCUUCUUCUUCUGUGAAAAAAUCCGCACGUUUUGGUGCAGAUGCAAGUGUCAAUUCCAGUGAUGACGACGACGACGAUGGAGAUGAUGGCUACGAUAGUGAGUCAGUGACGGAUGAUUUGUCUUGCUUUAGAGGCCUGGUUUUGGAUAUCUCUUACAGGCCAGUCAAUGUUGUUUGCUGGAGGCGUGCAAUUUGUUUGGAGUUCAUGGAGAAGCUCUUGACCCUGCUUUUGCAGGCUGAUGUCUUAGAAUAUUAUGAUCGGACAGUUAACUCCCCAAGUGGAUCUUUCUACAUUCCGGCUGUAUUAAGGGUUCCACAUCUACUGCAGGUUGUUAAGAGAAGAAGAGUUAGAAGCUCCCUUAGUCGUAAAAAUAUACUAUUUCGGGACAAUUACAUUUGUCAAUACUGCUCUUCACCUGAUAAUUUGACUGUUGAUCAUGUUCUGCCGGUUGCACGAGGAGGAGAAUGGAAGUGGGAAAAUCUGGUUGCUGCUUGUUCCAAAUGCAACUCAAAAAAAGGUCAAAAAACUCCCGAGGAAGCAAAUAUGAAGCUGCUCAAGGUUCCUAAGGCCCCGAAGGAGUAUGACAUACUUGCCAUACCCUUAACAAGUGCAGCAUUAAAGAUGCUCAGGAUGAGAAAGGAAAUGCCAGAAGAAUGGCGUCAAUACCUAGCAAAACCCUCCUCGGAGCCAUAAGAUCCAUCUGUAAGGGCCAUCAUAUGUUCGGAGAGUUUGUACAUGCGAUCUAUACUCUCACUUCUGCUUCAAAACUAUACUAAAAGCACUGUAUACAAAAAAUAUCUAAUUUAUUGUCUAUAUAAAAUUUAAAAAGAUUUUCUUUCUUUUACCCCGCGAGUUCGACAAAUUUCAUGUAAAUAACUAUAUGCAUAGGCAUCUAAUGCCAUAAUUUCCUAUGCAGUGCACUUUCCUUCA
Carica papaya (papaya) is the source of this 1342-nucleotide messenger RNA. The record is from RefSeq and is a predicted model, not a curated record. NCBI's taxonomy places the organism in Eukaryota, Viridiplantae, Streptophyta, Magnoliopsida, Brassicales, Caricaceae.